AUGCACGGGGAGGUCUGCCACCUGCACAUUGGGCAGGCUGGCACUCAGCUUGGUAAUGCCGCUUGGGAAUUGUACCUACUCGAGCACGGCCUGAAGGCUGACGGUCGUCCUGACCCUGACGCCAACGUCGGCGAUCCUGGCGCCUUCGAGACCUUCUUCACCGAAACCAGCAACAACAAGCACGUCCCCCGUUCCAUUUUCGUCGAUCUCGAUCCCUCUCCGAUCGAUGAAAUUCGGACAGGAAAAUACAGAUCCCUUUUCCACCCGGAGCUCUUGAUUAGUGGAAAGGAAGACGCGGCAAACAACUACGCUCGAGGUCACUACACCAUUGGUAAAGAGCUGGUCGAUGAUGUCUUGGACAAGAUCCGUCGCGUUGCCGACAACUGCACAUCCUUACAAGGAUUCUUGAUCUUCCAUUCCUUCGGAGGUGGUACUGGUUCUGGCUUUGGAGCUCUCCUUCUUGAGAGACUCUCUGUCGACUAUGGCAAGAAGUGCAAGUUGGAGUUCGCCGUCUAUCCCGCCCCCCAAGUGUCAUCGUCGGUCGUGGAACCAUACAAUGCUGUCCUCUCGACUCACAGCACCAUCGAACAUGCCGAUUGUACCUUCUUGGUUGACAACGAGGCCGUUUACGACAUCUGUCGUCGCAAUCUUGACAUUCCUCGCCCGGACUACGAGCACUUGAAUCGCCUCAUUGCCCAAGUCGUCUCUUCCGUGACCUCGAGUCUACGAUUUGAUGGCGCAUUGAACGUCGACUUGAACGAAUUCCAAACCAACCUGGUGCCAUAUCCCCGCAUCCACUACCCGCUCAUCAGCUACGCACCGGUUAUCUCGACCAAGCGAUCUUCCCAUGAGAGCUUCAAAGUGCACGACCUCACUCUGCAAUGCUUCGAACCCAAUAACCAGAUGGUCGUCUGUGAUCCUCGCAAUGGCAAAUACAUGGCUGUCGCACUCCUAUACCGUGGUGACGUGGUUCCUCGUGAUGCCAAUGCCGCCAUUGCUUCUCUCAAAGCAAAGUCGAGUUUCCACUUGGUCGAUUGGUGUCCUACUGGAUUCAAAGUGGGAAUCAACUAUCAGCCUCCUAUGCCUGUUCCGGGCGGCGAAUUGGCCAAAGUCGAUCGCUCCGUGAGCAUGUUGUCCAACACCACGGCCAUUGCCGAAGCAUGGAGCCGACUCGACCACAAGUUUGAUCUCAUGUAUUCGAAGCGUGCAUUUGUCCACUGGUACGUCGGCGAAGGAAUGGAGGAAGGCGAAUUCUCCGAGGCGCGAGAAGACCUGGCGGCGUUGGAGAAAGACUAUGAAGAGGUCGCGAGCGACAGCUUGGAAGUCGAAGACGAGGCCGGCGCCGAAUACUAA
Molecule: messenger RNA, 1353 nt
Organism: Rhinocladiella mackenziei CBS 650.93
Lineage: Eukaryota; Fungi; Ascomycota; Eurotiomycetes; Chaetothyriales; Herpotrichiellaceae
Product: tubulin alpha chain
Exons: 5
Coding region: 1-1353 (450 amino acids)
Biological process (GO): mitotic cell cycle; microtubule cytoskeleton organization
Cellular component (GO): microtubule; cytoplasm
Molecular function (GO): GTP binding; structural constituent of cytoskeleton
Source: RefSeq, a predicted model, not a curated record